Molecule: messenger RNA, 1622 nt
Organism: Rana temporaria (common frog)
Lineage: Eukaryota; Metazoa; Chordata; Amphibia; Anura; Ranidae
Gene: DDX39A
Product: DExD-box helicase 39A
Exons: 10
Coding region: 172-1452 (426 amino acids)
Biological process (GO): mRNA export from nucleus; mRNA splicing, via spliceosome
Molecular function (GO): RNA helicase activity; RNA binding; ATP binding
Source: RefSeq, a predicted model, not a curated record
UUUUGUCGUGCGUGUCCUAUCGGCGAACGAGGGCGUUUUUGCGUCACAAGGGGCUCGGCCAACCAGCGAAGGCGGGAGGAGCGUAUUGUGGCCUGGUCUAGUCGGGGGCCUGAGUAGUGGAAUAAGGUCGCUGUACACGUGGAGGUGUAACCGGGUGAGAGCAGAGACAUAAUGACUGAACAGGAUGUUGAAAAUGAACUGUUGGAUUAUGAAGAAGAGGACGAGCCACAGCAAAGUGAGACGCCGGCACCCACCGCCAGAAAAGAGGUGAAAGGAUCCUACGUGUCUAUCCACAGUUCCGGUUUCAGAGACUUCUUGUUAAAACCCGAACUGCUCCGAGCCAUUGUGGACUGUGGCUUUGAACAUCCCUCUGAAGUGCAACAUGAAUGUAUACCUCAAGCCAUCCUCGGCAUGGACAUCUUGUGUCAGGCCAAAUCCGGUAUGGGGAAAACUGCGGUCUUUGUCCUGGCCACACUUCAACAGAUUGAGGCAGUGGAUGGCCAAGUAUCAGUUCUUGUAAUGUGCCACACGCGUGAACUCGCUUUCCAGAUCAGCAAAGAAUAUGAGAGAUUCUCAAAGUACAUGCCUAAUAUAAAGGUUUCUGUUUUCUUUGGUGGCCUUUCAAUUAAGAGAGAUGAGGAGACUAUCCAGAAAAGCUGUCCUCACAUCGUGGUGGGCACUCCUGGCCGUACCCUGGCGUUGGUCAGACAGAAGACUCUGAACUUGAAGCAUGUCAAACACUUUGUCCUGGAUGAGUGUGAUAAGAUGCUGGAGCAGUUAGACAUGCGCAGAGAUGUGCAGGAGAUUUUCCGUCUUACCCCUCAUGAGAAACAGUGCAUGAUGUUCAGUGCCACCCUCAGCAAGGAGAUCCGCCCAGUCUGCAGGAAGUUCAUGCAGGAUCCCAUGGAAGUGUUUGUGGAUGAUGAGACCAAGCUGACACUUCACGGUUUGCAGCAGUAUUAUGUCAAACUAAAGGACAGUGAGAAGAACCGGAAACUGUUUGACCUGUUGGAUGUGUUGGAGUUCAAUCAGGUGGUCAUCUUUGUAAAGUCCGUGCAGAGGUGUGUAGCACUGGCACAGCUCUUGGUGGAACAAAAUUUCCCAGCUAUCGCAAUCCACAGGGGAAUGCAACAAGAGGAGAGGCUUUCGAGAUAUCAGCAAUUUAAGGAUUUCCAGAGAAGAAUUCUUGUUGCCACUAAUCUUUUUGGCCGAGGAAUGGAUAUAGAAAGAGUUAAUAUAGUAUUCAACUAUGACAUGCCAGAGGACUCUGACACCUACCUGCAUCGGGUGGCUCGUGCUGGCAGAUUUGGCACCAAAGGUUUGGCCAUAACAUUUGUAUCUGACGAGGAAGAUGCCAAAAUCCUGAAUGAUGUCCAAGACAGAUUUGAAGUCAACGUGGGUGAAUUACCCGAUGAGAUAGACAUAUCAACUUACAUUGAACAGAGUCGAUAACGCUGCCCCCUGCUGUCCUGCUAGGAGUACGUCCUCAUCUCUGAUUUAGUUUCCGCUCUUGUCCGACUGCACACCAUGUGGGGAAUGUUUCGGUUUUACAAUAUCUGGGUUUUUUAUUGAGUUUGGUUUUGUGUAAAGAAGGGAAAGAAAUUAAACUUUUUUAUUGUUUA